Callorhinus ursinus (northern fur seal) is the source of this 871-nucleotide messenger RNA. The record is from RefSeq and is a predicted model, not a curated record. NCBI's taxonomy places the organism in Eukaryota, Metazoa, Chordata, Mammalia, Carnivora, Otariidae.
CCCAGGGACCCCAACGCACUAGACGUUGACAAUUGGCGCCCGAACAGGGACCCUGAAGGACGUUCAGGAAGGAGGAUGGACGGACCUGUUCCUGGCUCCCCGCGAGGUGGAUCCAGCCAAGGACCAAUUCGAACGGCACCGUAUCCUGUCAGGCGACGAACAAGGAAUCCAGACCACGAUGAACUUCCAAUACAGGCCAUGGCACACCUAAAUUUGGGGGGACGACGUCGCCGUCGGCAAACAUUUGCUACUGUUUUGCCUACCUGGGGACAAAUUAAAAAACUUGGUGGGGAAAGGCAAAAAAUCUUGCAGCGGACAGGGAAGGCUUGCACACCCGAAAAUUUGUUUUUGGCCAUGUGCGCUUUACUUACUGUAUCAUCCUCCGCUGAAGCGACAGAUGAUACCACCGCAGAACAACUGGAGUGAGCCAAUGGUAAAUCAUCAAUUGAUGGCCUGGGGAGAUGGCGGCAUUGCAGAUCCUCGUGUAGCACAUCAGAAAUUUCCUGAUCAUAUUCAAACACACUUAUGGAAAAUUGCAGCUGCGCUUAAGACUGUUAGAAUUUACAAUGGAACUUUUUCUGGCACAGCGAACUCUGCGUCAACUUAUAACUUCACUAUUUUUAAAGAAAUGAAUGUAACCGCUUGUGUACCUCUGCCAUAUCUAUUUCUGGUUGGGAACUUUAGUUUCUAUAAUGGAAUUAACUGUACCAGAUGUCGACUGUACUCUUGUAUUAAUAAUUCUAUAGAAUUUGAACUGGGAUAUUCUCUUAUGAUUUUGCAACAACGUUCUCACACUUGGCUUCCGGUGAAUCUAGAACGGCCGUGGGCCCAAAAUCCCGUGGACGCCUUAGUUUUGGAGUUUUUCAAAAAG